GAACGUGAUAACAUGAUGUUGACCAUGAGAGUCUUUUUCUGUCUGUUGUGUGGAGCUUUAGCAGCAGCUCAGGAGCUAAACUGGAACAUUCAGUCUGCAGCCGGCACAGUCGGAGACCAGGGACCAGAUCAACCUGUUGUCCAAGAACCAGCAGCUGUCCAGCAGGAGAAGCAGUCUUUCCAUGAACCAUUAUCUUGGAAGUUUCCGGAGCCGCCGGCUGAGGAGGAGCCUCGGUUCCCGCCAGAUUUUGAGCUGAAGGCUCCGGUGGCAGCCAACAGCGUCAGCGCCGUCUGUGGGGAGAACUCUGUCCGGGUAGAGGCCAAGAAGGACCUGCUGGGGAUUGGUAAGCCAGUCCUGCCUGCAGACGUCACGCUGGGAGGGUGUCCUGCCACAGGGGAGGAUCCUGAAGCUCAGGUCCUGGUCUUUGAGUCGGAGCUGCACGGAUGUGGCAGCCAGCUGCUGAUGUCCGAGGACUCGUUCGUCUACGUCUUCACACUGAUCUACACCCCCAGUCCUCUGGGAGACAGUCCCAUCAUCCGAACCAGAGACGUCUCUGUCACCAUCCAGUGUCACUACCAGAGGAAGCACGAUGUGAGCAGUGGGCUGUUGAAACCGACCUGGACUCCGUUCAGUGGCACCAAAGCUUCGGAGGAAAGUCUCUACUUUUCACUCAGACUCAUGACUGAUGAUUGGCAGUUCCCUCGUCCAUCAGCCCAGUUCCUGCUCGGAGACGUGAUGAAGUUUGAAGUGUCUGUCAAACAGUUUUAUCAUGUCCCUCUCAGAGUGACAGUGGACACCUGCGUGGCCACCGUGGUCCCGAACAUUGACACCGUCCCUCGAUACGUCUUCCUGGGAAACCAAGGGUGUCUGUUUGACAGUCAGCUGACUGGGUCCAGUUCCCGGUUCCUGCCUCGGUCUCAGGACGACAGACUGCAGUUUGAGGUGGAGACAUUCAGGUUCCACCAGGACAACAGCAGCGUGAUCUACAUCACCUGCAGUCUGAGAGCCAAGGCAGCUGCUGCAGCUGUUGAUGCCACCAACAAGGCCUGUUCAUUCUCCAACGGGUGGACGGAGGCUAGUGGCAGCCAUCACGCCUGUUCCUGCUGUGAUACAGACUGUGGGACAGGAAGCCAGAGUCACCUAACCGGAGCAGGUGCUCAGUGGGAACAGGAAACAACUGUUGGACCAAUCACAGUGAAGGAGAGGCCUCUACGCUGAAAAACAAAUAACUCGGCUUUAAUGAAAUGGACGGCUGCUCUGCACCUCCACCGUCGUCCAUUUUAGCUGAUAACAACUGAGUGGACAUAGCAAGAGAGGCCGUGUCAUCAUGCAUCAUAGACAGGAUGGUUUUCUAUAUAUAACCAUGACCUACACCCUCCUCCUCCUCCUCUUCCUCCACCGACGAGCCACCUCGUUUCCCCCGCCACGGCCUGAGAGUCGGAGGCAGGCGGUGGCAUCCAUCACUGGCCGGAGGAGAGCUUCCUGUUGGACUCAUCGGUCUCUGAGCUCUGCCUCUCACAGGAGAAGAGGACGACCUCAA
Toxotes jaculatrix (banded archerfish) is the source of this 1540-nucleotide messenger RNA. Its product is annotated as zona pellucida sperm-binding protein 3-like. Gene Ontology annotation, molecular function: acrosin binding. The coding region runs from base 13 to 1218 and encodes 401 amino acids. NCBI's taxonomy places the organism in Eukaryota, Metazoa, Chordata, Actinopteri, Toxotidae. Gene Ontology annotation, biological process: egg coat formation; positive regulation of acrosome reaction; binding of sperm to zona pellucida. Gene Ontology annotation, cellular component: extracellular matrix. The transcript has 10 exons. The record is from RefSeq and is a predicted model, not a curated record.